AGCGCUACAUUUGGCUCGUGAACGAAUCAUAUUCGUAUGUUACAAGCUAACUACGAGUCAACGGCGCCAUAAAUUAUAAGCUAGUUGAGGAAUUAAAAUCGAUUCAUCAACUAGUAUUAGUGUGGGUAUACGUCAAUGGGAGGAGGCGAGGAAAUGAAGCUACAAUAGACUCAUCCCGUGAUCAGGUGAAUGAUGAGCAGCAAGGCGGUGGAGAUGGGCGAGGCAGAGCAAGAAGAGAUAGUAGAUCAUCAGUCGGAGAAGAAGGAGGCGGCGUCAGCCGCGAGCAGGCUGCAACUGUCGUCGUCGUCGCUGAGGGAGGCCCUCUCCUCCACUUCAUCCCUGUCCAGGCUCUCCCUCUCCCUCUCCCUGAGAGAGCAGCACCACGACGAGGAAGUCGAGCUCAAAUGGGCGGCCAUCGAGCGGCUGCCAACCAUGGACAGGCUCCACACCUCGCUCCCUCUCCACGCCUCCAAGGCCAAUGCGGCCGACGGCGGCGCUCGUCGGCUGGAGCCGGUGGACGUCCGGAGCCUCGGCGCGGCGGAGCGGCGGGAGCUGGUGCACGCCCUCAUCGCCGACAUCCACAAGGACAACCUCCGCCUGCUCCGGCACCAGCGCCGCCGGAUGGACAGCGUGGGCGUGCGCCAGCCCACCGUGGAGGUGCGGUGGCGGAACGUGCGCGUCGAGGCCGAGUGCCAGGUCGUCGACGGCAAGCCGCUCCCCACGCUCCUCAACUCCGCCGUCUCCACCCUCUCCCUGCUCACCACCAUGCUCGGCUUCAAACGUAACCAAGAAAGGAUCCAAAUCCUCAAAGAUGUCACCGGCAUCCUCAAACCUUCCAGGAUGACCCUACUCCUUGGACCCCCAGGCUGCGGCAAAACCUCCCUCUUGCUAGCACUUGCAGGAAAGCUCAAUAGAAAUCUCAUGGUAUCCCCGCCCCCAUCUUCUGCACACCAAAACAGAGAAAAUACCUUGGUUUUCAGUACUACUUCAUUUGCUCACAUUUAUAUUGCACAGGUAACAGGAGAAAUUGAAUACAAUGGUGUCAAGCUGCAAGAUUUUGUUCCCGAGAAGACGGCAGCGUACAUUGGUCAGUAUGAUCUUCAUGUCCCUGAGAUGACUGUCCGGGAGACGCUCGACUUCUCUGCAAGAUUCCAGGGCGUCGGCAGCAGAGCAGAAAUCAUGAAGGAAGUUAUUAGGAGGGAGAAGGAGGCCGGGAUCUCCCCUGACCCUGACAUAGAUACGUACAUGAAGGCAAUAUCUGUGGAAGGUUUGGGAAGAAGCAUGCAGACAGACUACAUUAUGAAGAUCAUGGGACUUGACAUAUGCGCUGAUGUACUGGUGGGAGAUGCCAUGAGAAGAGGUAUUUCAGGUGGUGAGAAGAAAAGGCUAACCACAGGAGAGAUGAUAGUAGGACCCUCAAAAGCUCUCUUCAUGGAUGAAAUAUCAACUGGGCUGGACAGUUCUACCACCUUCCAAAUUGUUACUUGCCUCCAACAGCUAGCUCAUAUAUCAGAGUCUACCAUACUGGUCUCACUUCUUCAACCAGCACCGGAGACUUACGACCUUUUUGAUGAUAUUAUCUUGAUGGCUGAAGGACAAAUCGUAUAUCAUGGCUCUAAGAAUUACAUUAUGAGUUUCUUUGAAUCAUGUGGAUUUAAGUGCCCUGAAAGAAAAGGAUGCGCUGACUUUCUUCAAGAGGUACUAUCAAAAAAAGAUCAACAUCAAUACUGGAGCUCCGAAGAGAAAUAUAAGUUUUUUACAGUUGAGCAAUUCUGUGAUAAGUUCAAAGCAUCCCAAAGCGGUCUGAAUCUUGCCGAGGAGCUUUCAAUGCCGUGUGAUGAAUCAAAAGGACACAAGAAUGCCCUGUCUUUCAGUAUCUACUCAUUAUCCAAGUGGGAUCUCCUCAAGGCAUGUUUUGCACGGGAGCUCCUUCUUAUGAAAAGGAAUUCCUUCCUCUAUAUAUCAAAAACUAUUCAGCUUGGACUACUUGGUGUUAUUACUGGAACAGUAUUUCUGCGCACGCGUAUGGGUGUUGACCGAGUUCAUGCUAACUAUUAUAUGGGUUCGCUCUUCUAUGCGCUCGUGCUGCUGAUGGUGAAUGGUUUCCCUGAGCUGGCCAUGGCACUUAACAGACUCCCAGUCUUCUACAAACAAAGAGAUUACUACUUCUAUCCUGCAUGGGCUUAUGCAAUACCAUCUUUUAUUCUGAAGAUUCCAGUUUCUUUAGUUGAGUCAGUGGUUUGGACAUCAAUAUCCUACUACUUGAUUGGUUAUACUCCGGAAGCAUCCAGAUUUUUCUGUCAGCUUCUAGUCCUCUUCCUUAUCCACACUGCAUCAUUAUCAAUGUUUCGAUGUGUUGCCUCGUACGGUCAAACAAUGGUGGCUGGUUCAGUCGGUGGUACACUGGCAUUUCUAGUCUUGCUUUCGUUUGGAGGUUUCUUAAUUCCUCGCCCCUUUCUUCCUAAUUGGCUCAAAUGGGGAUUUUGGCUCUCUCCAUUGUCAUAUGCUGAGAUAGGCUUAACUGGAAAUGAGUUUUUGGCAUCAAGAUGGUUGGAGAGCACGGUAUCUGGUGUAACACUUGGAAGGAGGAUACUAAUGGAUCGAGGGCUAGACUUUUCCAGCUACUUCUACUGGAUCUCAGUUGGAGCAAUGAUUGGGUUUAUUUUAUUGUUCAAUGUGGGCUUUGCUAUUGGCUUGACUAUUAAAAACCCUCCAGGAACUUCUCGAGCUAUAAUCUCUCGCAAUAAGCCUAACACAUUGGAUGGAAGAGGCCAAGAUAUCUCCAAGGAUACGAAAAAUGGGAUGCCUAAGUUACAAGCAGAAACUGCGUUGACACCUAAUAGGACUGGGAGGAUGGUAUUGCCUUUCACACCUCUUAUAAUUUCGUUCCAGGAUGUCAGUUACUAUGUAGACACCCCCGCGGAAAUGAGGGAGCAUGGUUACAUGGAAAGGAAACUACAACUGCUCCACAAUAUCACAGGAGCAUUCCAGCCAGGGGUUCUCUCGGCACUCAUGGGGGUUACUGGAGCUGGAAAAACAACACUCCUUGAUGUUCUUGCUGGAAGGAAAACAGGCGGUGUUAUUGAAGGGGAUAUAAGAAUAGGAGGUUAUCCCAAAAUCCAAGAAACUUUUGCUAGGAUAUCAGGCUACUGUGAACAGACAGAUGUUCAUUCCCCCCAAAUCACAGUUGGAGAGUCAGUAGCAUAUUCAGCCUGGUUGCGCCUUCCACCAGAAAUUGAUUCAAAAACAAGAAAUGAAUUUGUCAAUGAAGUUCUUGAAACAAUUGAGCUGGACGAAAUUAGGGAUUCUUUGGUUGGAGUACCAGGUGUAAAUGGUCUAUCAACAGAGCAACGGAAACGCCUCACUAUUGCAGUUGAGCUCGUGUCUAACCCUUCAAUUAUAUUCAUGGAUGAGCCAACAUCAGGAUUGGAUGCGAGGGCAGCUGCUAUUGUUAUGCGUGCAGUGAAGAACGUUGCAGACACAGGUCGAACAGUUGUGUGCACCAUUCACCAACCAAGUAUCGAGAUAUUUGAGGCAUUUGAUGAGUUAAUGCUGAUGAAAAGGGGCGGAGAGUUGAUCUAUGCUGGGCCACUUGGACACCUUUCGUGUGAGGUCAUAAGGUAUUUCCAGGCAAUACCUGGGGUACCCAGGAUCAAGGACAACUACAACCCAUCGACGUGGAUGCUAGAAGUUACUUCUGCAUCCAUGGAAGUCCAACUGGGAUUAGAUUUUGCACAAAUAUACAGAGAAUCAUCAAUGUGCAAGGACAAGGACAUGCUGGUAAAGCGCUUGAGCAUACCAGCACCAGAUAUGAGUGAUCUCCAUUUUCCAACACGGUAUCCACAGAAGUUUCAGGAGCAAUUCAAAGCUUGCCUCUGGAAGCAGAGUUUAUCAUAUUGGAGAACCCCUUCCUACAACCUAGUGCGAAUGGUGUUCAUGACAUUCAUAUGCAUUUUCUUUGGUGCAGUAUUCUGGCAGCAAGGCAAUAUCAACAACUUAAACGACCAACAAAGUCUGUUCACCAUAUUGGGGUGCAUGUAUGGAUUCACUCUGUUCGCCGGCAUUAACAAUUGCCAAACAGUGAUGCCAUUUGUCUCCAUUGAGCGCUCUGUCGUGUACAGGGAAAGGUUUGCAGGAAUGUACUCUCCUUGGGCCUACUCCUUCGCGCAGGUUGCCAUGGAGAUACCUUAUGUGCUGGUACAAGUAGUGCUGUUCAUGUUGAUAGCAUACCCGAUGCUAGGUUUCACAUGGACAGCAGCGAAGUUCUUUUGGUUCAUGUACACCAUGUUGUGCACGCUGCUCUACUUCCUCUAUAUUGGAAUGAUGAUGGUGUCGCUCACCCCCAACAUCCAAGUCGCGUCCAUACUUGCAUCCAUGUUCUACACCCUACAAAACCUCAUGUCUGGAUUCAUCGUGCCUGAGCCGCAAAUACCAAGAUGGUGGAUAUGGCUCUACUAUAUCUCCCCACUGUCAUGGACACUCAAUGUCUUCUUUACUACACAAUUUGGGGAUGAGAACGAUAGCCUGGUCGUUGUAUUUGGAGAGACCAAAUCCAUUGCAGUGUUCAUGAAGGACUACUUUGGUUAUCGGCGUGACCUUCUGCCACUGUCAGCCGUGGUUCUGGCGGCAUUCCCCAUCCUCUUUGCUGUCGUCUUUGGUUACAACAUCUCAAAGCUCAAUUUCCAAAGGCGAUAGGCACACAAAUAUUUGAAGUAGUAAAAAUAGAACCGCAGUAUAGAAUAGAUAUUGCAUCUGUGUACUAAAUUUUAGAGCAUGUGCUUGCUUGCAACACAAAAAAGGUCAGUGUAUUUUCGCGUAAACGUGAUACAUGGUACAACAGAAUUACAAUGGCGACUUGCUACUGACCAGUACUUGAGAAGUUGUGUGAUAUUGUUGUCAAUAGAGGCUCUUAGGCUCUUGCUUUCA
Molecule: messenger RNA, 4926 nt
Organism: Lolium perenne
Lineage: Eukaryota; Viridiplantae; Streptophyta; Magnoliopsida; Poales; Poaceae
Product: ABC transporter G family member 41
Cellular component (GO): membrane
Molecular function (GO): ABC-type transporter activity; ATP hydrolysis activity; ATP binding
Source: RefSeq, a predicted model, not a curated record